AUGUGGCUUGGUGCUAGGAGACAAGACUACGAAAGUUUAAUAGAAAGGCCAUCCCCCGUAGUGUUUGUGGAGGAUCUGUCCAAAGAAGAUAAACAGAGAUUACACGCAAAAGAAAAUAUCCUUUUUGAAGACCAGGGAAUUGUGAAUUUAGGAAACACCUGCUACUUCAACGCAGUAUUGCAAUUCUUAACAUCCUUUGAUGAUUUAGGGGCUUUCCUUUGCAGCAUAAAAAGAAAGGAAAAACAUUUAUUGAAAUCCACAAAGGAUAUUUUAUUCGAUUCAUAUAUUCACUUUUCUCAAACGUUUGGAAAAUCCCCCGAGCCAUAUGUCCCUCUGGAAUUGUUAAAAUCCUUUAGGGAUGUCUUCCCCAAAUUUAGAACUGUAAAUUUAAGGACGAAACAAUUUGCACAGCAGGACGCAGAAGAAUGCAUGAGCGCCAUUCUUACGUCAUUAAAUGACCAGACCGAGUGUAAAAUUAGCGAUACGUUGUUUUCGUUUAAGGUGAUCAGCAAGGUUAGGUGCAUAGAGGACGAUGCUCCUGGGGAGCAGAAACCAACUGGGGAGAACUCCUCAGGGGAUAACGCACCAAAAGAAAAUCCACCCAGUGCAGCCGCAGGAGAGGAAGUAGAGACAACAGAAGAGUUCCACAAUAAACUAAUUUGCUACAUGGGAACACACACCACCCCUGUGAACCACAUGCAUGAAGGAAUACGACUAUCCCUGAUUGAGAAAAUCCAAAAGCAGCGAUCUGAGGAUAGUAAGGAAGAUGCCCUUUUUGAAAAAAAAUCAGAAAUCAACUCCCUCCCACCAUAUCUAAUUGUUCAUUUUUUACGUUUCGAAUCGAAGAAGAUCUCCGAGUCGAAUAAUGCCAUUUCCGUCGUUACUGCCAAAAUAUGCCGAAAGGUGAGCUUUCCAGAGACGUUUGACAUUUAUGAUUUCUGCUCAGAUGAACUGAAGACUCAAUUGAAGGUAGCUCGAAAUAUUAUGAUGAAGAGGAAAGAAGCGGACUUGAACGCUCGCGGGGCUUCCGAAGGUAUUGGAGGAAGCACUGCCAUAAGUGCACAGAAAAACGAGGGCGUGAACGAUAAUAGUGUCAACGACACCACCAACGAAUACACGAAUGGCGUGACGAGCGAUAAGGCAAUGGCUGCGGAGCAGAUGGAUAAUGAGGAUUGCAGCCCAACGCAAAAUUUGACGGAAAUCCCCAUUGGGGAAUAUGAACUGAUUUCAAUAAUCACACACAAGGGGAGAAACGAAGAAAGUGGUCAUUACAUUGCCUGGAAAAAAAUGAAGAGCUCCAUAGGCGCAGAUAGCAGUACGUACAAGGAAGAACUAACGAGUAAGAAAAAAAAAGGAAACGAUUCCUUGUGGUAUAAGAUGGAUGAUGAUAAGGUAAGUACGCAUAAAUUUUCUUCCCUUGAUUUAUGUGGAGGGUGCAGUGAUUUUAACAUAGCUAUAUUGCUUCUGUAUAAGCGAAAGACCCUGUUAUGCACACAGAAGGAAUUGGACCCGCAUGACAACUGA
Plasmodium inui San Antonio 1 is the source of this 1524-nucleotide messenger RNA. Its product is annotated as ubiquitin thiolesterase. NCBI's taxonomy places the organism in Eukaryota, Apicomplexa, Aconoidasida, Haemosporida, Plasmodiidae. Bases 1 to 1524 code for a protein of 507 amino acids. The record is from RefSeq and is a predicted model, not a curated record. Gene Ontology annotation, molecular function: cysteine-type deubiquitinase activity; proteasome binding. Gene Ontology annotation, biological process: protein deubiquitination; proteasome-mediated ubiquitin-dependent protein catabolic process; regulation of proteasomal protein catabolic process. The transcript has 2 exons.